Molecule: messenger RNA, 297 nt
Organism: Sporothrix schenckii 1099-18
Lineage: Eukaryota; Fungi; Ascomycota; Sordariomycetes; Ophiostomatales; Ophiostomataceae
Exons: 2
Coding region: 1-297 (98 amino acids)
Source: RefSeq, a predicted model, not a curated record
AUGACCCACCGCCUGUACGCUGUCCUCUUCAUCUUUAGUGUGUGGCACCCUGUCUCCGCUACAGUUCACCAUAGCGAAUCAUUGGCGCGUUGGUUUCUUUCUUUCGUCCGCUUCUGGCCCCAAAGCCUCGGUGUCAACCCGAACGCCUCCCAACCCACGCCAAGCAUUCUUCACAAGAGAAAAGGCCGCCGUCGCAUCGAAACGCAAGUCUCUACGCCCCUACACUUGUCACAGAUUCUUCACCACCGUCGCGAUGCCGCUUUGGCUCCGUGGGACUCACCAGCUCUGACGACUUGA